Messenger RNA from Scophthalmus maximus (turbot), 1974 nucleotides. RefSeq names its product lysosomal protein transmembrane 4 alpha (gene laptm4a). Gene Ontology annotation, cellular component: lysosomal membrane. NCBI's taxonomy places the organism in Eukaryota, Metazoa, Chordata, Actinopteri, Pleuronectiformes, Scophthalmidae. The transcript is spliced from 8 exons. The record is from RefSeq and is a predicted model, not a curated record. Bases 69 to 1064 code for a protein of 331 amino acids.
UUCACAGCCCCGGUAAGAGGAGAACCAGCUUCGUAGGAACGAAAACCCCGAGUUAAACCAUAGACUGUAUGAGUGAAACCCGAAGUUACUGCGACCUCCGCUCCUGCAUCGCAGCUCCACACAGCUCUUGUCCCCGCCCCUCCCGCUCCACAGCAGGAGCGCUUGUUUUCUAUCCGCGGCGUCGCGCGGCUCCUCGGGGUGGACGUGCAAGUGGUGGGCGUUCCUGCCGUGUUUCGCUCGCGUUCCCCUGUCACCGUGCCGAGAAUCUUUUUUGUUUGUUUUGUUCUUCCCUUCCUUCGCUUUCUCGACCAGCGACUCUCCCGAUGUUUCUGCCGACUCUCGUGGAGGACAUGCAUCACUUCAAGCCCAGUCGCGACCGGCUGUACACCACCAGGUGUUGCGGAUGUUGCCACGUCCGGACGGGGACCAUCAUCCUGGGUACAUGGUACAUGGUAGUCAACCUGUUGAUGGGCAUCCUGCUGACCAUAGCUGUGACCCACCCGGAGAACGUGCCCACCAUCGACUUGCAAUAUGAGGUCAUCGACCAUUACUUUGCCUCCAACAGGAUGUCUGAUCGAACCACCAAACCCUCAGAGAAUGCCUGUGUUGGGUUCGCAAUCUCUCUGCUGAUGCUCACCAUCAGCGCCAUGAUGGUGUAUGGAGCCAUUACUCAUCGUGACGGAUGGCUCAUCCCGUUUUUCUGCUACCAGCUGUUUGACUUCGCUCUGAGCUGCCUGGUGGCCGUCAGCUCUCUCACCUACCUGCCCAGGAUCAAGGACUACCUGGACCAGCUGCCCGAUUUCCCGUACAAGGAUAACCUCCUCUCUCUGGACUCCAGCUGCCUGCUGCUCUUUGUACUCAUCUUCUUCGCCUUCCUCAUCAUCCUCAAGGCGUACCUGAUCAACUGUGUGUGGAACUGCUACAAGUACAUCAACAACAGGAACAUGCCAGAGAUCGCCGUCUACCCUGCGUUUGAGACCCCUCCCCAGUACAUCCUGCCCACUUACGAGAUGGCAAUGAAGAUGCCAGAGAAGGAACCACCUCCCCCUUAUAUGCCCGCUUAAACACCAGCACAAGUUGCCAAAACAAUACACACACACACACACACACACACACUCAAAUAUAUAUAUAUGUAUGCACACGCGCACACACACCCAUCAUAUGCAUUCCUACAUACCUUCACGAACAUUUCUGAGCACCAUUACCCCCUCGUCCCCUCCUCUGACCUGCUGUGAACGCGUGAAGCCACUGAAGACGCUUUGUUCAGCCCCCCGCCAGCCCGCUGUGUUGCCGUAGAGUGUCUAUGGAGGUUGUGAGAGGAGGAGGAUGAAGAUGACUGGAGCGAUUGAGAUCUGUGUGAAAUGAAUGACUGAAUGUGACGAUAGAGAGGAAAAAAAAGGAAUGGAACAACAAGCUGGCCUUUUAAAAAAAUGUCUUAGCAAAAGGGAUACGUGUGAAAAUUCAAGUGCUUGAAAUUCUCUCAUCAAUCCAGCAUCAUUCUACCUAUAGAUUGAUAUAUGAAGUGUAAAAAAAAUAUAUAUUAUGACAAUCCACUUAUUAUAGCUCUUAUUGUUGAAUUGUGUUGCCUUUACCCCCUAAUUGUUAAUAUCAAGACGAUUCCAUCGCAGUCUUGAGUGAAGUCUGUAGCGCUCUUUUGUCCGUUAUUUAUUUAGCUUUGCUGUGGUUCAGUUCACCUCCCCGCCCCGCCCCUGACGUUUUCAUCACCCCUCCGCCCCGAUGUGUGAGCAGAGCUGGUGAAUAGUUUUCCAGACGAGUGUGAAGGAGAGAGGGACAGAAACGACGGCGUUUGGACGUCUCUGCUUCUCUCUCGCCUUUUCUCACCCGGAGCAAACCGCUGGUGUUGUGAACAUUAGUAGUUGCAUGCUUAUCAAACACCUCCCCCAUUACUUUACUGGUAUUAUAUGAUUUAGUCCUAAUGGAAAUACAUUUGACUUCAAUAAACAUUUCAGAACA